Messenger RNA from Helobdella robusta, 2061 nucleotides. RefSeq lists its product as hypothetical. The transcript is spliced from 2 exons. The record is from RefSeq and is a predicted model, not a curated record. Lineage: Eukaryota; Metazoa; Annelida; Clitellata; Rhynchobdellida; Glossiphoniidae. Bases 1 to 2061 code for a protein of 686 amino acids.
AUGGAUAGAUUAUUUCAAGUGGCUGAAGCUGAAUUAAUAGCAGUUACGUCUAUGGAAAAAAAAGAAAUGAGCAAUACAAGUUCACCAAUUUUUGUUCGAAAUGACAGUACUGUUUCUAUUCCAACAGUUCCUUCUAUAAAUGCCAAAAUAAAAUUUGAUUCGGAUGACUGCAAGAUUUCCGUAAAUAAGUGUGAAACAUAUUGCGAUAUAGAACAAAUAUUUUUGUCAAACGCUGAAACAAUGAACACAGAGUUGUCAAAUGACUGCAUUUCAUUUUGUUUAAAAAAUAAAGGCAGUGCUAAUGUAGAUCACGGCAAUGUUCAUUAUGGAACUAAUAAAGGUCCAGUCUUAAUAAAAGCGGAGAAUGAAACAUUUUCAAAUUGUUUUCACCAAAAUAAUCCUAAUACGUUUUCUGCAAUUGAUGAAAAUCCAAAUAGCAAUUCUGCGAUGAAAAAUGUCAACAAAAAUGACAAUGUUGAUUCCUGUCUUUUUUCGAAUUCUGUAGUUGAUGAAAAGAAUUUUUCAGAUUUUGAUCACAACGCUGAGUUAGAUGCUGUCAUUGAUAUUGGUGCAAGCAAUGAAAUUUAUGUUUUAUCAAAACGUGAUGUAAACACUGAUAUAAACAAAAUUAAAAAUGAUCUUGUUUUCAAAGAUAACAAUGAAAUGAAUUGCUCUCUUUCUAAUAAAAUAGAAUGUUGUCUGCAUGAUCGCACUAGAUCUGCGGUGAAUGAGACAAACGGUGGUAACUAUUCAGAAAGCGAGAAACAUGUGGAAAACGGUGCUGAUCAACCUGAGGAUAAUUUAAUGACAGGAUCUUUCUUAUUUAGUCUUACUAAAGGUAUCAAGAAUACAGAAUCCGCCACGCACGAUUCACAUGAUUAUGAGUCAAAAUCAAUGUGCGAUGAAUUGACAACAGUUGCUUCAAAUUCCACAAUGAUCAAUACCGAGUUUACAUUACAUGGAUUGUCAUGCGAAUCUACUAAUUAUAGAAAUAAAAAUUGCAGUAAUGAUAUAAAUAAAAAACAAACUGACCUCGAAUCUGCUUGCCGGGACAAUUUUCUUCUUGAUGAAACUUCUCAUGAAAACGAGCAUGUUAAUAUUUCAAAAAAAGGAACUGAUGAUGAAAAAUUAAUUGAACUUCCUACCGGUAUGAUAUCAUUUGAAAAUACUGGUGUGUUAGAGCAUCAUAGUCUAAGAGCUCAACAAACAUCUAAAAGAAGAAUUACUUCAUGUGAAGAGUCAUUUGAUCGAAAAAAAAUUGUUAUUGCCAGCAAACAUGGGCAUAUGGAAGUUAAAAGUAUAAAUGAAGAAAUUUUCAAUAUAGCUAGCAAUGCAAAUUUUGAAAAGGUUCAUCCGUCAAAUACCAACAAUGUAGAGGGAAAAGAAAAUUCAAAAAAUAAGAUAAAAAAUAAUACGGAUCUUGCUGAAUAUCAACACAAUUCUCCUAAAUUUAUUACAAUUAAGGUCGAUUGGUCCAAUGUUAACGUUAAGGACGGGGAAAAACAAACGGAAAUAAAAAUAAAAUUUAAUUUGUUGAAGUGGAAAAGGGAGAAAUUGGAUACGAACUUAUUGAUAAAAAAUUUGAAAGACGAACUAGAAUUAUUUAAAGCCGCUUACAAAAAAUCGUUAGAUGAAAUUCAGAUUUUAUUUCUCCAGUUGAAAUUUGGUAAAAAACAAGAAAUAGACAUUUCAGCAAAGAGUGAAGGUUUUCAAGACAACAAUUUUUGUUUCAUUUCAGACAUUUCUUAUUUGAAUCAAGAGAGUAAACCUAAAAGAAAGUCUCAGCGAACUAUUACUAAAAAUGAAUUGAUGAGAGAUAACGAUGAAAUAAAAUCAUCUAACGAUGACAAGGAGGACAUAAAAUCAAUUACAUCAGUAGAAACAGUAGAGAGUUCAGAUUCUAAAAUUUCUAGAAUCACUCGUAGAAGUGCAAAUAUUUCAAAGUCAGAUUUGUUGGUCGAAAACAAGCUUGAAACAUUAUCACUUAAAAAUGCCAGUGCAGAAAGCCUUUCAAAAAUGUCUAAAACUUUAAGCAAAAAAUUUGUAAAAGAUAUUUGUUAG